AACGGACGAACACCCUUCACGGGCUCACCACCACGCGCAGCUAUAUAUAAGCUCCCAGUCCCACGCGCCCCUCUCUCUAAACCCUACCCGCCGCCGCCGCUUUCGCCUCCUCGCAUCGCUAGCCGCCGCCGCGCCCCUCGAGCUCCGACCAGCUUCAACCAUGGCGAACGUCGAUGUCGAGACGGAGGUCGCCGCCGGCGCGCAGCCCAAGAAGAGGACGUUCCGCAAGUACAGCUACCGCGGCGUCGACCUCGACGCGCUGCUCGACAUGUCCACCGACGACCUCGUCCAGCUCUUCCCCGCGCGCGCCCGCAGGAGGUUCCAGAGGGGUUUGAAGAGGAAGCCCAUGGCGCUCAUCAAGAAGCUGCGCAAGGCGAAAAAGGAUGCUCCCCCUGGUGAGAAGCCAGAGCCAGUGAGGACACAUCUCCGCAACAUGAUCAUUGUGCCUGAGAUGAUUGGUAGCAUCAUUGGUGUCUACAACGGCAAGACCUUCAACCAGGUUGAGAUUAAGCCUGAGAUGAUUGGCCACUACCUUGCAGAGUUCUCCAUCUCCUACAAGCCGGUCAAGCACGGUAGGCCUGGUAUCGGUGCCACGCACUCCUCGCGGUUCAUUCCUCUCAAAUGAGUUACACAGCUUCUCAGUCUAGCGGAGUUCAGCAUGAAGAGCUCAUCGCAUAUUUUCUUUCAGCUGUGUAGCUUGUUUUGAACAAGUUAGAUACCAAAGACGUUUUGUUACAACGAAGCUAUUUUGUAGGAAGUAUCUGAGUUGCUCUUA
Phragmites australis (common reed) is the source of this 775-nucleotide messenger RNA. RefSeq names its product small ribosomal subunit protein uS19-like. Gene Ontology annotation, biological process: ribosomal small subunit assembly; translation. The transcript has 4 exons. The coding region runs from base 161 to 625 and encodes 154 amino acids. Gene Ontology annotation, molecular function: RNA binding; structural constituent of ribosome. Gene Ontology annotation, cellular component: ribosome; cytosolic small ribosomal subunit. The record is from RefSeq and is a predicted model, not a curated record. NCBI's taxonomy places the organism in Eukaryota, Viridiplantae, Streptophyta, Magnoliopsida, Poales, Poaceae.